Messenger RNA from Eimeria mitis, 780 nucleotides. Its product is annotated as SAG family member. Bases 1 to 780 code for a protein of 259 amino acids. The record is from RefSeq and is a predicted model, not a curated record. NCBI's taxonomy places the organism in Eukaryota, Apicomplexa, Conoidasida, Eucoccidiorida, Eimeriidae. The transcript has 4 exons.
AUGGCGCCUCUCAUGCUGCUCACAUUCGUUAGUGCCUCCCUUUUCCUCUUCGUCGAGGCCAACGAUCCUGACGGCGGCGACGCCGGCAGUGAAGGAGAGUGUCUCACUGAAAUCAAUGCUGCUCGCGAGGCAGUUGGCUUCAGCAGUUUCUUGAAGGCCAAUGUCGCAGAAGAGGGGAAACACCUGCCAGCUGCAUUCGACAACAAAAGUGAAGAGGACUAUCACGCUUCAGCAUGGAAGCCCGUUUGCGAAUUCUUGCUUCCAAAGACCAGCGACGAAUCAGAGCCCGUCGUUGUCGCUACAAUUGAUAGGUUCGCAAGCGGAACAUACGCAUUCAAGGCCCUAGAGUCCGAAACCCCCAGAUGCAGUGACAUAGUGGAAGAAUGGAAGACAGCCUACAAUAACUUCAACGGAUUACCGCCACCAUACAGCGAACAAGAGCAAGCGUACAGCAGUCAAGAGAAUGUUUCUUUUGUGGCCAUGCACAACCCCUCUUCCGACGCUACUGCAGACUGCCGAGUCGUCACCUGCACCAGAAAGACUACAACUCAGCAGCAAAACAGAGAAAAGACAGGAACAACCGCAACUGAAGCAAAUGGAUAUGCUCUGAUAUGCAUGACAACGCCUGACGUGCUUCCCGUAGACGGAAGCAAAGCUCCAUUUACGGAAGGGCAGUGGGGGCAGAUCGUCACCGCCUUCGAAGGCUCUGCCCCGGCUGUCUUGCCCAGUCUCCUCAGCCUUACUGCAGCAGCGCUCGCAGUUGCUUUAUCGGUGCUAUGA